UUCCCUCCCUACCACUCUUUCAAGUUACCGUAAUAAAAACAGAUUUGUUCCCCACAGAACUUUUAUUUCAUUUCUGUUUAUUUACUAAAUAUUACUGUAACAUUCAUCUAUCACAUAUGUACAAAUAUAUACACAUUCUGAUCGAUCUCUCUCCCUUCCUGUGAGCUGAUAGACCACCAUUAGGCCACCCCUGAGGGCUGAGAGAGAGACGAUCACCAGGUUAACAUGGCGCGUCGUCUCUUCGCCUGUUGUGGCCGGGGUUCAUCUUCAUCAAGAAAUGAAGUUCAUGCAAGUGGAAAAACCAAUGGAACAGUAGAAGCAUCAGCAUCAUCAGUUGAAGGGCCAAUCCUGGUGGAGUUGUUUUCUUCACAGGGAUGUUUCACAUCACCGGCGGCUGAGCUGCUGUUGUCCAGGCUAGGGAGAGGGGACUUUCAGCUCGAUGCACCGGUGAUUGUGUUGGCUUAUCAUGUUGAUUACUGGGAUUACAUGGGGUGGAAAGACCCUUAUGGCUCAAGCCAAUGGACUGUGAGACAAAAGGCUUAUGUAGAGGCCUUGAAGCUUGACACUAUUUUUACACCACAGGUUGUGGUUCAAGGCAGGGCUCAGUGUGUGGCUAAUGAUGAAGAUGCUUUGCUAUCCACCAUUGCUAGUGCCCCCAGGUUCCCUCCUCCAACAUUCCAGGCAAAUUUCCAAAGGCCUACAUCAGAGUCCUUGCAAGUGACCCUAACUGGAGCUUUGAGGUCCAAGGUAGACAACAAUGGUGUCGAUGUUAUGGUGGCGUUAUAUGAGAACGGAUUGGUGAAUGACUGCCCUACAGGAGAGAACAAAGACAAAGUCCUAUCCAAUGAUUUUGUGGUCAGGAAGCUUGAAAAGCUCUGCACUGUCAAAGACAUAUCUGCCAAGAAGACAGUCUCAGGAACUGUUACUUUCACUCUAUGGGAUAGUUUCAACAGCAACAAAUGUGCUGUUGCCGUCUUUGUUCAAAACUCCUCCCACCAAAUUUUCGGUUCACAGAACUUUCAACUGCCAGAUGAUAUAUGAAAAUGUUGAAUCAAUGAAGUAUAGUGUUCUGGCUACAAUUUUUAGGCAAUUAUGUACAGUAUGUGUUCUGCUUAGGUAUUGAUUUCUUUUCUUUUUGUUUUCCUUUGUUAUUUCCAGGAUUUUUGUUUUAGGAUAUGGAGAGACAUUUUCAUUCUUUAUAUGAUUUUCUUAUAUCCUUUGCCAAUACUUGAUCCUUUUAUAAUUUACCUAUGUUCACUGUCAUAAAUGAACUAGUGAAGGCUGGAGCAAUGAUUUGCAAUCUAUAAUUCGCCAGAAAAUAUUUCACUGGAUUGAACUUGUUGAGUCCAUACUUUCCAUAUUCACAGGAUUAAAUUAAUUGAACCUG
Molecule: messenger RNA, 1387 nt
Organism: Durio zibethinus
Lineage: Eukaryota; Viridiplantae; Streptophyta; Magnoliopsida; Malvales; Malvaceae
Source: RefSeq, a predicted model, not a curated record